AUGCAGAAUUCACCGUCGCCUGUAACGCUCGUCAACAGGAAACUGUCCACACAUGUCAACUUUGCCCAGGAUGCGGAGCUUGAGCAGGUGGCCAAUGACUUCCAAUGGCUCUACGACGCGCGCUUACCUACUGAGAAAUCAUCUCUCAAAAAGCUUAUCGACUUGUUCUUCUCCCGCGUCCAUCAGUUACGAUGCACAGGCUUCAUUCACCCUCCGUCCUUCAUGCACUCGUUUGAUCGGGGAACACUAGUCGAGGAUUAUGGUGAUGCGCUCAUCUACAUUAUAUGUGCUUUCGGGGCUAGGUGCUUGUAUAUCGACGACACCGAUCGCCAACGCCAUGCCUUCUCGGGCGUUGUUCCUGGACGGCAAUGGGCUGAUAGAGCAGAGGAUCUGGUGCUCGAGGGCAUCAAAAAGCCUUCAUUAGACAACCUUAUGGCCAUGGUUCUGGUCUGUGAUUAUGGCUUUGUGGCAGACAACUACGAAGUUAUCUUUCAACUUGUCGGCUGCUGCUAUCGCUUGGUCCGACUCCUGGGCCUUGAUGAUCCCAGUCACACGGUUGUCCCACGAACCUGCGAAGAAGCCACAAGAUAUGAAUCUCAAAGGCGACUCGUGUGGUCUUGUUUUAUUCUCGAUCAGACGGUCGGGUCAGGGGUCGAGCCGAAUCUCAAUUGGCAAACGUAUCCGCCCAUCCCUCUGCCUUUGUCAGACCACGACUUCCUGUCGCAGGUAAUCCCAGAUACAUCGAGUCUUCCAACUAUGGAAAUAUUCGACGACCCUGCCAUGUCGGGGCGCUUGAAUAUGCGGGCUCACAUAGUCCAUAUCUUCUGGCUCAGAGGUCAGGUACUCAAAAUGCUCAGGAAACAUCGACUUUCCACAGAUCCUUGGAUUUCUGGUUCAGAAUUUCUCUCCCUCAUUGACCGGAUAGGCAGAUGGUACCAAAAUUUGCCAGAAAAUCUCCUGCUAGACGAGACUCGAGCCUACAUCCACAAGGAGAUGAAUGUCCUGAGCUCCAUAUUCUUCCUGCAUCUUGGUUAUCACCUUGCGGUCACGGACCUAACGAGAGUUGCCCUACCCGGUUUCAACUUUCCCCUUGCAAACGCCUUCCGGAACGCCCCUGGAGAGUUCAGGGCACAGGUUCAACGCCGGGCCCGAUACCAUGCAGACGAAGUUACACGGAUCAUACGCCUCGGUCUUUCACAUGCCGACAGGGCUUUUGAGGACGCUUUCUGUUAUGUUGCUGCAUUCGAGGCGACCAAGAUUCAGAUUGUGGACACGGCGGUGGCUGGCAUCACGGGCCACACUAAGGAGAGGAGGAGAAUAGAAGAGGACAUACGGACAAACAUACGGCUCAUCUCGAGGAAGGGAAGAGAUGCAACCGUCAUGCACCGACGCACACUGAUGCCCCUGUUGACGCGCUUCGGCUUCCAUUCUAUCGCUCUAGAAUGGGGUCAGAGUCGGAGGUCGAGCCCUACAACACAAGGCGUCGAUAUCACGGGUCCUGAUACGGCCAACCACCUCUCGGCUAUCAGCAUCCUACGGCUGGCGAGAUCGAAGAUGGAGGAGCGUGCAGCUAGCGCAAGCUCGCCCAGCGAGACGGCAACAAGCGAAGCCAGCAGGACAGCCGAUUUGUCCCGCCAGCCGCCCAUUAUCUUCGGCGCCAGUCCGACCACAGCACUGCACCAAGGAUCGUCGCCCUCUGGUAGUAUUCUGCAUCAGCAACAACACCAGAUGGCCCCAAUUCCGAACAUUCUGGACUCAAGCACGCUGCCCGUCAUCCACGCACACCAUGAGCCCAUUCCUAUGUAUCCAGAGGAUCAAUCAUUCUUCCAGGGAGACUUUGCCGAUCUCGGCGGUUCGCCUAUGGAGACACUCUCCCCAGGGUCGUAUAUGCGGCUUGCUGACGAGAUGUCGGAGUUCUUGACUUGGGGAAGGACUGCCAGUGAGCAUGUCUGGGGUGGUUAUCCUGGAGAUGGGCUGGAGUAA
Thyridium curvatum is the source of this 1983-nucleotide messenger RNA. RefSeq lists its product as uncharacterized. Gene Ontology annotation, cellular component: nucleus. Gene Ontology annotation, biological process: DNA-templated transcription. The transcript has 7 exons. Bases 1 to 1983 code for a protein of 660 amino acids. Gene Ontology annotation, molecular function: zinc ion binding; DNA binding. The record is from RefSeq and is a predicted model, not a curated record. NCBI's taxonomy places the organism in Eukaryota, Fungi, Ascomycota, Sordariomycetes, Thyridiales, Thyridiaceae.